UUCCGCGUUCACUGUCAGAAGAUGGUGGGGGAAGAAGGCCGGGCCACACUCUCGUGACUUCAAACGAUUUGAUAAUGUCAGGAAACUUAACUCUUAAGUCUUCUAAAUUGGUUCCCAUUUGUGUUGUAUGAGUGGGACAAAUCAGUUGAAGAUUCAAUCAAUGAACAUCAUUGUUUCGGCCGUCUCUUCAAACGACUCCGUGUUACUAGCGGCUUCUUCAAUUUCUUUUGACUAACUAAUUUGUUUUAUCCCAAAUCCAUUGUUUCCGGCCCGCCAAUUUCUCUCUGUUUCUGCAAUGGAAGCUCCGUCGACUGCCGAUGAGGACAGAGACAUGGAGGAGCCACUGUUGAAGAGCUCCGAUGGCAAGGGAGGCCUCAGAACUUUGCCUUUCAUAAUCGCGAAUGUAGCACUUGAGAAGGUCGCCAGUCAGGGUUUGACGCCCAGUAUGAUACUCUAUUUGACUAGGGUUUACGGAAUGGAGUCCGCCGCUGCUUCCACAGUCAUCUUCCUCUGGUCUGCCGCCUCCAAUUUCACUCCGAUCAUCUGUGCUUUUCUCGCCGAUUCCUAUCUCGGCCGGUUUCCCAUCAUCGCGGCUGGCUCCGUCGUCAGCUUUCUGGGAAUGUUUGUUUUAUGGCUAACUGCGACAAUUCCACAAGCAAGGCCUUUCUGUGAUGAACUUAGUGGCCAUUGCAACGCCCCGUCGACGCCCCAACUAUUGCUCUUAUAUUCAUCUUAUGCAUUAAUGGCUAUUGGAUCUGGUUGCCUUCAAUCAUCCUCCAUAGCCUUUGGUGCAGAUCAGUUGUUAAAGAGUUCAGGCACUCUUAAAAAUUAUUUCAGCUUGGUUUAUAUGGCGCAAUCAGCUGGAGUACUUGUAGGAAUGUCGUGUAUCGUGUAUAUUCAGGAUCAUGUGGGAUGGGCGAUGGGCUUUGGAGUUCCUGUUGCUUGCAUGUUAUUUUCUUCAAUUGCUUUCCUCUCAGCCUCACCCCUGUAUGUGAAGUCAAUGCCUAGCUCCAGUUUGUGUACUGGUCUUGUGCAAGUCGUCGUGGCCUCUUAUAAGAAGAGGCGUAUGAAAGUACCAUCCACAGACACAUAUGAAAUCUACCACCACAACAACGGAUCACCUCAUCUCAUGCCAAGUGACAAGUUAAGGUUUCUAAACAAAGCAUGCAUCAUUAGCAAUUCUGAGGAAGAGCUAACUUCAGAUGGAAGGGCUUCAAAUCCUUGGAGCCUAUGCACUGUAGAUCAAGUUGAAGGCCUGAAGGCGUUGAUCAGGAUAGUACCAUUGUGGUCUACAGGAAUCCUUGUUGCUGUAGGUGUGAAUCAAUCAUUUUAUGUUCUCCAGCUUGCAUCUAUGGAUCGACACCUUACUCCAACUUUUGAAGUUCCUGCAGGCUCGUUUGGUGUAGUGCUAAUCGUUUCUCUAAUAAUAUGGAUUAUAUUAUAUGAUCGUUUGAUCCUCCCUUUGGUAUCAAAAAUCAGGGGAAAACAAACUCGUCUAAGUCGGAAAACAAGAAUGGGAAUUGGGAUCCUUUUCUGCACCUUCAGUUUGGUGGCAACGGCAAUUGUCGAGACUAAUCGACGUGCCAUGGCCAUAAAGGAAGGCUUCUCUGACGACCCAGAAGCUGUGGUAAGCAUGUCAGCAUUUUGGACGCUACCCCGUUACAUCUUCUUGGGUAUGUCGGAGGGUUUCAGCGCUGUCGGGCAAAUCGAGUUCUUCUACUUUGAGCUGCCAAGAGCCAUGUCCAGUGUAGCAACCUCUCUUUUUGGACUGGGUAUGUCUGUAGGCAACUUGGCUGCUAGUUUUAUAAUGACAAUCGUUGAUAAUUUCUCUAAGACAGGUGGCGGAGAGAGUUGGGUUUCAACAAACAUCAAUAAUGGUCACUGCGAUUACUACUAUUGGCUGCUCUUUGCUCUGGUCUUUGCCAACUUCCUGUAUUUCCUUGUCUGUAGCAAGUCUUAUGGCCCCUCCAAGGAAGAAGCAAGUGAUGAAUCUAAUGCUGAAGAUGAAAACAAUAUUUUACAUUAGUUUAGUUGUUAUUAUUUUGGUUUCUAUAAAUGAGGUUUAAGACCAACAAUGAAGAGUAUCUUGAGAGAAUUUAUACCACUGGACAAUUUGGUUGUGAUUGUUUAUAUGUAUGAUGCUGACCAAGUUUGACAUUUUAUAAACUGGGUUAGAUAUGUUAAUGUUGUAUUUUCUCGUAUGAGAGUUUGAAGGUUUAGUUUUUACGAUUAAACGUUGUAACAAUCACUAUAUCGUGCCGUUUGUUGUAAUUUGAGUGCAGAUUCACUAUAAA
Messenger RNA from Momordica charantia (bitter melon), 2294 nucleotides. Its product is annotated as protein NRT1/ PTR FAMILY 1.2. Gene Ontology annotation, cellular component: membrane. Lineage: Eukaryota; Viridiplantae; Streptophyta; Magnoliopsida; Cucurbitales; Cucurbitaceae. Gene Ontology annotation, molecular function: transmembrane transporter activity. The record is from RefSeq and is a predicted model, not a curated record. Gene Ontology annotation, biological process: transmembrane transport.